AUGUCCUUCGUGGAGCUGCUGGCCCGCCUGGGUGGCAUGGGCCGCUUCCAGGUGACCUACGUGGCCGCGCUGGCCACGCCACUGCUCAUGCUGGCCAGCCACAACCUCCUGCAGAACUUCACCGCCGGCACCCCCGCGCACCACUGCCGGGCCCGGCCCGCGGCCAACGCCACCGCGGCCGGCGUCCCCCCGGUCGUGUCCAUCCCCCUGGACGGCCACCGCCGGCCCCAGAGCUGCCGCCGCUACGUGGAGCUCCAGUGGCACCUCUUGGACGUCAACGGCUCGGCCGACGCCGCGGCCAACGGCACGGCCGCCGGGGCGGCCACCGAGCCGUGCCGCGACGGCUGGACGUACCUGGAUGGCAUCUUCACCGACACCAUCGUCACUGAGUGGGACCUGGUGUGUGACUCCAAGAAGCUGAAGCAGGUGGCCCAGUCCAUCUACAUGGCCGGGAUCCUGCUGGGCUCCUGCCUCUUCGGGGUCCUCUCCGACAAGUUCGGGCGCCGGGUGCUGCUCACCUGGUGUUACCUGCAGCUGGGGGCGACGGGGGUGGGCACGGCGGCUGCCCCGUCCCUGCUGAUCUACUGCGUGUGCCGCUUCCUGACCGGGCUGGCCAUGGCCGGCGUGUCCCUCAACUCCGCCUCGCUCUGCAUGGAGUGGAUCCCGACGGAGGCGCGGGCCGUGGUGGGGACCAUCAAUGGCUACUGCUACACCCUUGGCCAGUUCGUGCUGGCGGCCGUGGCCUUUGGGCUCCCGCGCUGGCGGCAGCUCCAGCUCGCCGUGUCCCUGCCCUUCUUCGUCUUCUUCUUCUACUCAUGGCUGUACGUGGAGUCGGCGCGCUGGCAGGUGAGCUCGGGCCGAGCCGACCUGGCCCUGCGGGGGCUCCGCAAGGUCGCGCGGAUCAACGGCAGGAAGGAGGAGGGGGACAAGCUCAGCGAGGAGGCGCUGCGGGCUCUGGUGCGCCGGGAGCCGCCGCUGCCCGGCGGGGCCGUGGCCGCGCUCGCCCGGACCCCCGGCAUGAGGACGGUGUCGUGCGGGGUCUCCUUCGUCUGGUUCUCCACCAGCUUCGCCUACUACGGGCUGGCCAUGGACCUGCAGGGCUUCGGCUUCAACGUCUACGUGAGCCAGCUGGUGUUCGGCGCCGUGGACAUCCCGGCCAAGCUCCUGUCCGUGCUGGUCAUCUCCUGCCUCGGCCGGCGCCCGGCCCAGGGCGGCGCCCUGGUGCUCGCCGGCCUCUGCAUCCUGGCCAACAUCUUCGUGCCCAGCGAGCUGCCGACGCUGCGCAUGGCCUUCGCCGUGGUUGGGAAGGGCGCCUUGGCCGCCUCCUUCAACUGCGCCUACAUCUUCACUGGGGAGCUCUUCCCCACCAUCAUCAGGCAGACGGGGAUGGGCCUGGGGGGCACCAUGGCCCGCGUGGGCAGCAUGGUGGCGCCCCUGGUGCGCAUGAUGGCCGACGUCAGCCCGGCACUGCCGCUCGUCAUCUACGGCGCCGCGCCCGUCAUCUCGGCCAUCGCCACCUGCUUCCUGCCCGAGACCCGCAACGCGCCCCUGCCCGAGACCGUCAAGGACGUGGAGAGGCGGGCGGGUCACCUCGAGGACGACGACGUCGCCGUCCCCCUGAGCAGCACCAAGAGCAAGGACGGCGCCUGAGGGGGGUUUGGGACCCCCGGGGGGAUUUUGGGGCCGGGACCCCCCUGGAGCCCCCCAGCCCCUCCCCCCCACGUUAUUUAUUCAAUCCCAAUAAAAUCUCGUGGGAAUUUCGGGAUCCGGCUCCGCCCGCGGCCGUUCUGGGGGGGGGAGAAGGAUUUGGGGACGUCCCCACCCCCAAAGGGGGCUCCGACAUCAGGGGACCCCCCGGGAGCUCGUUAGCGAGGAUUAAUUGGAAUUCCCGGAGCUCGCCGGCCUUUGCCCCAGUUCCGGCGAUUUGGCUGCAAAAUAAAUCUGGGAAUGGGAUUAAUUCGCAUUUCCA
Molecule: messenger RNA, 1969 nt
Organism: Lonchura striata (white-rumped munia)
Lineage: Eukaryota; Metazoa; Chordata; Aves; Passeriformes; Estrildidae
Source: RefSeq, a predicted model, not a curated record